CACCACAGACAUCCAUCCUACCAACAAAGAGAGAGAGAGAGUCUGCGUGAAGAUGUGGAAGACGUGUGUGACUUUGGCACUGCUCACAUGUGUCCAAGUUUGUGCACAUGGCCCUAUGCACCCUCGUGUCGCAGGUGGUGAUGAUGCCAAAAAGAAAGCGUGGCCGUGGAUGGUUAGUUUGCACGACCCCACCUGCCAUUUUUGUGGAGGUUCCCUCAUCAGCAGUGAAUGGGUGCUGUCAGCAGCUCAUUGUUUCAUUGGGGCUGGUUACAAAGUUUCUGAGAAGAGCAUACGUGUGUACUUAGGAAAGAUGACACAGCGUGAAGAAAAUAAGAACGAAGUUUUUAAAGAAGUACAAAAAAUCUACACUCACGACCUGUACAAUGCAAAGACUGCAGACAAUGACAUCGCUCUGCUGCACUUGUCUUCUCCUGUGGAUUUAAAAACAUUUUGGGGCAAUGAAAACAAACAUAUUUGUCUAGUGUCUCUGCUAGCCCAGGGCAGGGAUUUUCCUCCUGACACCAGAAGUAUGAUCAUAGGCUGGGGAAAAAUUAAACACAGAGGUAAAAAGAAUUCCUGUCAGUAA
Molecule: messenger RNA, 586 nt
Organism: Triplophysa rosa
Lineage: Eukaryota; Metazoa; Chordata; Actinopteri; Cypriniformes; Nemacheilidae
Product: chymotrypsinogen B-like
Exons: 3
Coding region: 53-586 (177 amino acids)
Biological process (GO): proteolysis
Molecular function (GO): serine-type endopeptidase activity
Source: RefSeq, a predicted model, not a curated record